CAAGUCGAGCAAAACCCCCCGUUUAACAAGAAGACGACAAGCAAACAAUGUGAUCAGAACCGCAUGCAAAAUGUGGCAGCAGAGUCUCUUCGACAUGAAGCCACCUCAUUUUCACAGCUUUAAACGCUUCUCACCGUGUUAGGGUUGAGUUCCCAAAACACCACCCUGAAACUUGUUCCUCAUGCACAGCCCCAACUCACCCUCCUCCCCACUACGUGUCACCACCUCUAAACCUUGAAUCUUCUAUAAAAUAUGACCACCUCUACCUCUCUGAUCUCAAUCACUAUCCUUACACUACUGAGAAAGCUAAUUAAGCAUAUCAGUAAUGGCCGACCGUCCUCAGCCACACCAGAUCCAAGUCCGCCCGGCACAGUCACGAUUUGACCAGGUCGGAGACUACAAGGGCAUGCAGGUUCACCAACAACAGCGUGGUCCAUCGACCGGAAAGAUCCUUGCCGUGGUGACUCUCCUUCCGGUCGGUGGAACCCUGCUUGGUUUGGCUGGACUCACACUCAUGGCCACCAUCAUCGGGCUUCUUUGUGCGGCACCGGUUUUCCUUAUCUUCAGCCCGGUUCUCGUUCCGGCUGCCAUUGCUAUAGGCCUUGCCGUCACGGCGUUCAUCACGUCUGGGGCUUUUGGGCUCACUGGACUCUCGUCACUGUCUUGGGUCACAAACCACCUCCGUAGGGCAACUGGGGGAGUGCCGGAGCAGCUGGACUCGGCCAAGAGGCGCAUGGCAGAUAUGGGGGAGUAUUUUGGACAGAAGACGAAGGAGGUGGGUCAGGACAUCCAGCAUAAGGCGCAGGAAACGAAGAGGACAACCGGAUACGAGCCGGGUCGUGAGAGCCGUUGAAGGAAGACUUGAGAGUAUUAUGAGAAAUGGAAGGGAAAUAAAAUGUGUGGAUGUUGGUUUUCAUAGGUGCUCCUAGUUCUGCUGUGUUUUCAUAAUUUGGUCAGGAAUUAGGGAGGUAGAUAAAUUUGGGUCACUGCUACCUGUAUGCGGCACUUCCUGUUUUUCAUACUUGUGUUUAAAUGUGUUUACUGCUUAUGUCUUUAAUGUAGUGAAUUUGGUACACAAUGUUU
Molecule: messenger RNA, 1083 nt
Organism: Rosa rugosa (rugosa rose)
Lineage: Eukaryota; Viridiplantae; Streptophyta; Magnoliopsida; Rosales; Rosaceae
Product: oleosin Ara h 10.0102
Exons: 1
Coding region: 326-853 (175 amino acids)
Biological process (GO): lipid storage; seed oilbody biogenesis; response to freezing
Cellular component (GO): monolayer-surrounded lipid storage body; membrane
Source: RefSeq, a predicted model, not a curated record